ACGCGCCAAGGAGACGGCUGCUGCCGCGGAGGCCGCCAAAUUGAAGGCUCUUGAGGUUGAUGAUGAUGAUGACGUCACACGUGCUCUUCUCGCUGCCGAGGCUGGAGUAACCUAUACCCGCACCACGGGACCAAAUGGAGAGGGUAAAUAUUCAAAAACUUUUUUUCGGGAGCAUUGCUGUCCCAUGCUAAUGCUAAUUUCAUCAAUAACCCCACCAGCCGUGCUAGCAUCAUGGUCCAUCAAAGCAAGCGUGAAUUCCUAUCCACCUUUAUGGCACUACAGUAGUCGCCGAAGAUCACGCAACAUGUCGACAUAUGUGAAAGAUUGA
Dibothriocephalus latus is the source of this 328-nucleotide messenger RNA. NCBI's taxonomy places the organism in Eukaryota, Metazoa, Platyhelminthes, Cestoda, Diphyllobothriidea, Diphyllobothriidae. The record is from the annotation of a GenBank genome assembly.